This is a messenger RNA of Sodiomyces alkalinus F11, 1631 nucleotides long. Its product is annotated as GPI-anchor transamidase. The transcript is spliced from 2 exons. Bases 126 to 1400 code for a protein of 424 amino acids. The record is from RefSeq and is a predicted model, not a curated record. Gene Ontology annotation, cellular component: GPI-anchor transamidase complex. Gene Ontology annotation, biological process: protein localization to cell surface; attachment of GPI anchor to protein; proteolysis. NCBI's taxonomy places the organism in Eukaryota, Fungi, Ascomycota, Sordariomycetes, Glomerellales, Plectosphaerellaceae. Gene Ontology annotation, molecular function: GPI-anchor transamidase activity.
CCCACGUUAAGGUAAUACCUAACCGAACGUCGCUCGUUUUUUUGUUCCUCCUCCUACUCAAGUGUAUUUUCGAUUACACCUCCAUCGAUCGCCCUUGAUUUCCCGUCCAAGUCCAGUCCGUUGCCAUGAGGAUAGGUGACCUCCUCCGGCUCCCCGUCCUCCUGGCGGCGGCCGCCCUCCCGCCGACCAGUCUCGCCGAACACACCAGCAACUGGGCCGUCCUGGUCGGCACGUCGCGCUUCUGGUUCAACUACCGCCACAUGUCCAACGUGCUGUCCAUCUACCGCACGGUCAAGAGGCUGGGCAUCCCCGACUCGCAGAUCAUCCUCAUGCUCCCCGACGACAUGGCCUGCAACCCGCGCAACGCCUUCCCGGGAACGGUGUACAGCAACUCGGACCGCGCCGUCGACCUGUACGGCGACAACAUCGAGGUCGACUACCGCGGCUACGAGGUCACCGUCGAGAAUUUUAUUCGUCUGUUGACCGACCGCGUCGGCGCCGAGAUGCCGCGGAGCAAGCGGCUGCUGACCGACGACCGGAGCAACAUCCUCAUCUACAUGACCGGGCACGGCGGCAACGAGUUUCUGAAGUUCCAGGACGCCGAGGAGAUUGGUGCGUUUGAUUUGGCGGAUGCCUUUGAGCAGAUGUGGGAGAAGAAGAGGUACCACGAAAUCCUCUUCAUGAUCGACACGUGCCAAGCGAACACGAUGUACAGCAAGCUCUAUUCCCCCAACAUCAUCGCCACCGGCUCCUCCAAGCUCGACCAGUCCUCCUAUUCCCACCACGCCGACCAGGACGUGGGCGUGGCCGUGAUCGACCGCUUCACCUACUACAACCUCGAGUUCCUCGAGAACCAAGUGCAGGACAUGAGCAGCAAGAAGACCCUCGGCGAGCUCUUCGACAGCUACGACUACGAGAAGAUCCACUCCAACCCGGGCGUGCGCUACGACCUGUUCCCGGGCGGCGAGGAGGCCGCGCGCAGCCGUCGCAUCACCGAUUUCUUCGGAAACGUGCAGAACGUCGAGGUCGACCGCGUCAAGAGCCUCGCGCUGGACGAGGAGCUGCUGGAGCUGAGCCGGACGAUCGCGGCUCUGCGGCGGAAGGCGGAUGAGGAGGACGCGGCCGCGGCGGAAGCGGAAGCGGCCCUGCGGAAUGCGACGGUCGCCGCUGCGAACGAGGGACGACCGCCGCCGCGGACCGAGAUGAGGAGGGUGCAGCUUGCUAAGCCUCUGACGGAAGAGAACUGGUGGACUAGGAAGAUUGUGGGUGCCACGGCCCUGGCUGGCUGUGCGGCUCUCUGGCUUUUGGGGUCUUAUUUCGAGCCUGGGAGGAAACGGGAUGGGCUGGUUGGGAGGAGUAAAGAGGCUGUGGUUGAUGGGACAGCCAAGUCUGGACCAUAGGGACAGGAGCAUAUAAACUAUAGGGGCUAUCAGGGGCGCAUUCUAUUUCGUUGAAGGGAGUUGGGCAACGUCUGGUCCUACGAAGUAGGAUACCUAAGGUAUACACUACAGUACGGCGUACGGAGUAUUAAGGUAGUGUACGUUGUACACUACCGUACCAGGUACCGAUGUUUAUCCGAUUGACUUCUAAGAAUUACCUUAUUAAUUAGGUACAUUCGCACUUACACUGGA